Molecule: messenger RNA, 1412 nt
Organism: Coregonus clupeaformis (lake whitefish)
Lineage: Eukaryota; Metazoa; Chordata; Actinopteri; Salmoniformes; Salmonidae
Gene: vti1b
Product: vesicle transport through interaction with t-SNAREs 1B
Exons: 7
Coding region: 182-859 (225 amino acids)
Biological process (GO): regulation of protein localization to plasma membrane; intra-Golgi vesicle-mediated transport; retrograde transport, endosome to Golgi
Cellular component (GO): endoplasmic reticulum membrane; Golgi apparatus; SNARE complex
Molecular function (GO): SNARE binding; SNAP receptor activity
Source: RefSeq, a predicted model, not a curated record
CGCUAGACAUGUGACACACGAUCACCAGAAUGCGGAAAGAGUCUCGAGGAUCUUAUUAGGGGUUUACGGUUUGUCAACAAAGCGUAUCAUCGGUAAAUGUAACCGUUUCAUUUUCUUUUGUGUUGUCAAGAAAGGAACGGACCAUUCAAAACACAAAACCUGCCGCUAAAAUAAAAGCAGAAUGUCAUCGGAAGAGUUUGAAAAGCUGCAGGAGAUCUACAAAUCCCUUUAUGACGAACUGAAGUUGAUGCCCGACAGAUUACUGAAAUGUCAAGGAGAGGAGAAGAAGAGGUUGGUGAGGACUUUUGAUGAGAGACAUGGAGAGGCAGUGGAAGUGCUGCAGGGCAUGGAGCAGGAGUUGAUCGGUGCUCCAUCGUCCUACCGUAACACCAUGUCCACCAAACUGCGUCUGUACCGCAGAGACCUGGGGAAGCUCCAGAGAGAGGUGAAGAGCUCUGACCUGUCCUCCUCCUCUACCCGGCCAGCAGAGGGCGCCUACGGCGUCUACUCCUCUCAGAACGAACACAGUACCCAGCUUCAGUCGCAGAGGACCUUGCUGCUCCAGGGACACGAGCACCUGAACAACGCCAGUCAGAGUAUCGAGAGGAGUCAGCGCAUCGCUGCGGAGACGGACCAGAUCGGCGUGGACAUCAUCGAGGAGCUGGGAGACCAGAGAGAACAGCUGGAUCGAACCAGAGACCGACUGGUCAACACUGGGGAGAACCUCAGCCGGAGCAGGAAGAUCCUGCGAGCAAUGUCCCGCCGACUGAUGACCAACAAGCUGAUGUUAUCAGUCAUCAUUCUGAUGGAGCUGGCCAUUCUGGGUGCUGUCGUCUACCUCAAGUUCUUCCGCAAGUAGUAGGCCCGCUGACUCAUCAACAAGCAAUACAGGACGGGAGUGUAUCCAAGACUCGACGAGCCGCAUUUCAAGCCAUGAUGUAUGGACCAAGCCAAGCCCAGGGACGGGAGAUUAAUACUGGACAUGGAUAUGAUCCAGACUUGUUAAUGCGUAAUGCGCUGUCUGAUCCAGGAGUGAACUUCCAUGGUUCUGUUCCGCACACUUUUAUCAUGGAGAAGUGUCUGCAGUCAUUUAUUUACUGACUCGGGUUACUGUGUAGGAUGGAUUUUUGUGUAUGUCUCAGGUCCGAGCAUUAAGGCCUCAAAUCCACCCUCCCCUUAUUCUAGUCUUGAAAUAGAACUCUACUGCUUUCGACAUUGUUAUGACAAAACCUUGCCGGGCUGAGCAGUUGAAGGAUAAGGGUUUAUCAAUACUAACUAUUCUUUCAUUGAAAUGCAUGAAAUUUAAAAUAUGCAUUCUCCAUAAAUGAAAUCACUCUAUAGAAAUACCUUUGACAUGUACUAACAAUAACAAAAAGUAAAUGAAUUGAUAUAAAAGUGGUUUUGUAAAUGUA